UCUUGCAUUACAAAACGAAAUUGUACAUAUUUAUAGCCACCAUGUAAAAGCCACCCCACAAUGACUAUCAAACGGCUUUUGGUCAAAAAAAUUGCCACGCCAUGCAUCCAUGGCUGCCAUUUGACAACACUGACAUUAUGUACAUUUUUUUUUUUAUCUUUAAUUGGAUGCAGAUGAAUUCCCUUUCCAACUUAUGGGAUGACCAAAACAGAUUGGUGGUCUUUCCAAGUGAUAUCAUUAUCGCAAGUCUAGCAUUUAGUUAUGUUGAAUAAUUUAUUUGUCAUUAGUUUUCACUAUAGUUCUUGGACCUGUUGGGCUCUAAUUUGGGUUUCAAUACUGUGCAACCUUUCCUGUGUAAAGAUUGUCAGAGUCCCAACUAAUGAAUACCUAAUUACAUAGACCAUUUUCUUGGCCAUUAUCUUGAAUAAAAAUGAUUGACAUAGGUUGCAAUGUUGAAGGUGUUUCUUAUAUAGACCCAACCUUGAAAAUUGACAGAUCUGAAGAACAAUCUGCAUGCAAAGAUGCAUCAGAUGAAACAGAAUUGGAUAAGCAACCCUCUGCAUUUAAAUCAAAUGAACCAGAAGCAAAUCAAGAUGAUGAAUCUGGUCUUGUAGAUAACACAAAUCAGGGUGCUAAUAUUACGGUUGAUAGUGUUUCCUGCCUAGAUUUAGGCAAGAUUUCAGUUUUGGAUGAAAAUCUUGAUGUAGAUGAUUUUAAUGGUGGGGAUAGAUGUUCUGAAGAGAGUUUCGAGGACAACGAUGAAGUAAUAGAGGAUAAGGAAUCAACUUCAACGACAGAUGCAGUAAAUGGCCAGCCCAUUCAUCCUGUUGAAACUGAAGGAGAUUGCCCUAAUCAAGUCAAUUCUCUUCGACAAUAG
Messenger RNA from Cicer arietinum (chickpea), 877 nucleotides. RefSeq lists its product as uncharacterized. Lineage: Eukaryota; Viridiplantae; Streptophyta; Magnoliopsida; Fabales; Fabaceae. The record is from RefSeq and is a predicted model, not a curated record.